AACUAGCAUGGGGAAUGUCAGCUAAUAUACCAUUUACAGUAUUUGAUUUAGCAUGAGAAAAAAACGAUAUGACGGAAAUAAAUUUGGACUUCCACGAGUAGUUAAAGCUGGGGCACUUUUAUUUACAGGAUUUCUCGCGUGGCAUUACGCUGGGUUCACGAUUUACAACUUUGCAAGUUCUAAGGGUCAAGAGAAGUUAAGGAAGGAAGGUGUCCCCGAAGAUGAAAUAAGUAGAAAAAGUGGAUACCAAAGAGUAAUGCACAAGGAGGGUGGAAGGGUUAUAAAGUUUCACUACAGAACUGUGAUAGGUGAAAAAAAUAUAAAAAAUGAAAAUCCAGAACAUCAGGAGUGAAAAUUCAUACCGGUACUUUUAACAGGAAGGGAAAAUGGAUAUGUUUUUUUCAUAAUAGACACACUGAACAGUGUUUUACAGAAAUCUGCUAUGUGUAUGUGAUCAUUUUGAAACAUUGCUGCAUAAAAAGGACACUUUUGUGCAUAUUUUUUGCAAGAUGGAGUGUUUUUAUCUCAGGAUGUCAAAAUAAAUUAAUGUCAUUAA
Molecule: messenger RNA, 556 nt
Organism: Saccostrea echinata
Lineage: Eukaryota; Metazoa; Mollusca; Bivalvia; Ostreida; Ostreidae
Exons: 3
Coding region: 53-352 (99 amino acids)
Source: RefSeq, a predicted model, not a curated record